GUGACCUUUUAAGAAACCGGGCUAAUGUUCAGACUCUCUCUUGCUCUCUGUGACAUUGAAUCAUUUAGACAUAAUUUGGAAAAUUAUAUCAGCGAACUAAGUUUAUUGGAAUAAGUAAGCUACUAUAGUUUGAGUUCAUUUACAACAUUUUGCUCGUUUGGUCAAGUCAUGCCACCAGAUGUCACUGAGGGAUGCCGGCUCCCUGUUCUUCGGAAAAAUCAGGAGAACGUAGACGAAUGGUCCCUGGCAGAGAUCCUGAGUGUCAGAGAAAACACAGGAAACAAACUUUAUUACGUUCAUUACAUUGACUUCAACAGGCGUUUGGAUGAGUGGGUCGCCCAAGACCGGUUGGACACCACAACACUCCAGUUGCCCAAGAAUGAGAACACAUCAUCUGAGACAAAUGGGUUGCCUGACUCCGAGGCAAAAUCUGCGGACGUAGACGUACCAAGAGGACAGCAGUCUGACAGUCAAAAUGGCAGUCAUCAAUCUGAUGACCUGAAAGCCAUCAAAAUACCAGACAAGGCGUCAGAGUCUUCACCCUCCACGUCACAGGCAUCCACAACGGUGUCAUCAGUUGAUGUUCAUGAGGCCACAGAGGUCAAAGAUGAUGAUGUACUCUUAAAACAACCCCCAAAAUCAGCUUCUACUCCUAAAGUGAAUGGGCAUGAGGAGGAUGACCACCACCACCAUCAUCAACAACACAUCACCCCCACAUGCAAUGGUGGAAGCCAUCGUGCAGCUCACGCAUGCAAGGGUGGAGGAAACCAUCGCGCAGUUCCUUCCAGGAGAGGUCGGAAAAGGAAAAUCAUCUGCAUGCUGCCAGAGGAGGAGUCCCAGGACAGCUCAGAUGCCCUGGCCGCCCUCCGUGCAUCGCAUGCCACUGGCAGCAUGGCCCCCGACCAGAAACAAAACGACAUUGUGACACGAAUGAAGAACAUCAGCUGCAUCGAACUGGGACGUCACCGACUGAAGCCUUGGUACUUCUCCCCUUACCCCAAAGAACUGACCGCCUUGCCAGUGCUCUACCUUUGUGAGUUCUGCCUCAAGUAUGUGAAGAGCCUUACGUGUCUGGGCCGACACCUGACAAAGUGCCCCCUACGCCACCCGCCUGGAAAUGAGAUUUACCGUAAAGGAACGCUCUCCUUCUUCGAAAUCGAUGGCAGGAAGAACCCGGUCUACGCACAGAACCUCUGCUUUCUGGCCAAGUGCUUCCUAGACCACAAGACCCUCUACUUUGACACCGAUCCAUUCCUGUUCUACGUGAUGACCGAGUACGAUCCCAAAGGCUUCCACAUCGUGGGCUAUUUUUCCAAGGAGAAGGAGUCGGCUGAAGAUUACAACGUGGCCUGCAUCCUAACGCUACCCCCUUACCAGAGGAGAGGCUACGGGAAACUGCUCAUCCAUUUCAGCUACGAGCUGUCGAAGAUCGAGGGCAAGACGGGCACGCCCGAAAAGCCUCUCUCGGAUCUUGGCCUGCUCUCCUACCGGUCCUACUGGUCUCAGACCAUCGUGGAGAUGCUGCUCAACCUGCUGUCGGAUUACGGAGAGUGGCCGCACAUCACCAUCCAAGAGAUCAGCGAGAUGACCAGCAUCAAGAAGGAGGACAUCAUCUCCACGCUGCAGCACCUCAACCUCAUCAGCUACUACAAGGGCCAGAACGUCCUGAUCCUCACUGAGGACAUUGUGAGGCGCCAUGAGCGGGCUAUGCAGAAGCAACACCUGAGGAUUGACCCCUGCUGCAUGAACUUCAACCCCAAGGACUGGACCAAGAGGGGUAGAUGGUGAAGCAGCAAGUGUUUGUUUCCAUUCUCUUGCUGCUUAUUGAUUGAUUGAUUGAUUGAUUGAUUGAUUAAAAUAUGGUCCCAAGGUGGAAAAAAACA
This is a messenger RNA of Engraulis encrasicolus (European anchovy), 1883 nucleotides long. RefSeq names its product histone acetyltransferase KAT5-like. Lineage: Eukaryota; Metazoa; Chordata; Actinopteri; Clupeiformes; Engraulidae. Bases 169 to 1788 code for a protein of 539 amino acids. Gene Ontology annotation, molecular function: transcription coregulator activity; histone H4K16 acetyltransferase activity. Gene Ontology annotation, cellular component: MSL complex; chromatin. The record is from RefSeq and is a predicted model, not a curated record. The transcript has a single exon. Gene Ontology annotation, biological process: positive regulation of transcription by RNA polymerase II; negative regulation of DNA-templated transcription.